Messenger RNA from Pelobates cultripes (western spadefoot toad), 37365 nucleotides. Lineage: Eukaryota; Metazoa; Chordata; Amphibia; Anura; Pelobatidae. The record is from the annotation of a GenBank genome assembly.
GCCGAGCCGGCGCGUGCGCAGUGUCGUUGGUGCGGCGCACGCGCAGUAGCCGUCCCGUGCGCCUCGCAGUGAGCGGAGUCAUGAUGGCGGCGGACAGGCCGUGCUAAUGAGACAGCGAAAUAACCGCCGCGGAAAUAGACACCAGAUCAGCGGACACACACAGACACUGAACACACGGUAGACGCAGCGGAGGCUCCCUCCUCCUCUCAGCGGGCAGAGCCAGCGGCCGGUGUGGAAGGACAGGACAAGGGAGAGAGAGAGAGAGAGAGAGAGCGGCGCCACCCCUACUACUGAACAGCUGCAGUGGAGUUUUUCCAGGCCCGAGCUCGGGGACACCGGAGAACACGGAGCAGUGACGGAGUGGGAAGGACGCAGCCAGCAGCCGCCAUGCAGAUCACCCUGAAAACCCUGCAGCAGCAGACCUUCAAGAUCGACAUUGACUGCGAGGAGACAGUAAGAGGCUGAUACGGGCCGGGGGGUGGCGGUACACCGAGAAGAUACUCAUUUCGAGUGAGAUAAAUGUAACCGUGAAAGGGCAUUGACACAGCCGGUGUUUGACCUUCCCCCCCACCUCAAAACCUCCACCUAUAACGGCUACAGAAUGCCGGCAGCACGAGGGUUAACUGUGCGCGGAGAGGGGGCGUGGCGAGCUCGUGCGCGUCGGCCAGAUCCUGGCAUGCCGUGCGCGAAUCACAUGUGAUUGGCUGGCUGCCUGAGGCGGCGCCGCCGUGGGAGAGAGGUCGCGCGCAUCUCCUCGUGUUGCUGCGGUUGUGCAUGUUAGCAGUUCACCUGGGUUCUAUUAUACAAGUUACUGAGGAGAUUAGAACCGUGUCUAAAAUGGUCACUGUAGGCACCAAAACAACUUUAGCUAAGUGAAGGAGUUUUGGUGUAUAGAUCCUGCUCCUACAGUCUCACUGCUCAAAUAUCUGCCAUUUAGGAGUUAAAUCAUUUUGUUUAUACAGCCCUAGUCGCACCUCCUGCAUGUGACUUAAAUAGCCCUAAGUGUGUUUUUAUAGAACACAGAAUGUUCCCCUUUAUGUUAAUUACACAUUUUUGUAUGCAAUAUAUGAUGUGCUGUCAUUGGCCAUCUUUCAUCAGGAGGAUGUUGGCUGUCCUUAUUGCAGCUCCAUGGCCUACUAAUGGUUUACAGUAAUCACAACAUAGUUAUAUAUGUUACAUUUAAUAUAAUCAAACUACAGGAACUUUAACUGGCAAUGCCUGACAUUACAGAUUGAAGAUGACUGAUUUGAGACUGUAGGUGACAAUCAGAAAUGGCUAGUUUUUUUUUUUUUAAUCAAUUCUAGUGAGCGUUUUGCUGGAUUACAUUUAUCUGGUAUUGUGUUAAAUAUUGGGAUAAUACUGUAGAAGUUGUAGUUAAUCUUUAAAUUGAUAUAAAUUAUGUAAGGAAUAUUUAAUAUGGUGACCCAUUCAAUUAUUUAAAAACUCUGUAACCAUCUCUCAUUGGGAUUUAACAUGCAGUAAAUUAUAUACAACACUUUAUUUAGACUCUUUAGUGUCCAAAAGUAGUUAUCCUUACACCAGGGUAUUCAUUGCUGCUAUAGUACAUAAUGCAUUGUUGGCAGUUACCUUUAGCUCAACUAAUGUAUUUGUGUUAACCAUUUGGGAUCCAAUACAAUGGGGUAAAUCCUAUUUUAGGAUUCAGAGCCAGGGGUAAAAGCCUGUUGCUUGUUUGGUUUUUCAAAAGGAUAUAUUCUUUAUGAAAACAAUCAAGGACUGGAAAAAUUCCCAUGCAUUGAAAGGAUAUAUGUGAGACAAAUGUGGGCAGAGCUUCUGCCAGCACAUCCUACCAACUUUCAUCAUCAAUGUGCAGUAGAUGCCUGUGGCAUACAUAUUGUGCAAACACAAGAUUAUUUAUGGAAGAUUUCAUAUUUUUACAAUGUCUCCCAUAGACCUUUUAUGUACUCUUUUAGAAAACUGCCAUUUUUACAUUGCAUAGUCAAAACCACCUUUUUGUGACCUAGAUGCUGGAAAUGGCUGAGAAACUGAUUCUAUUUUUUUUAUAUAUUUUUGUCAAAACGUGGGGAGGGGGGACUACUGUACAUAGGGACAGGCACCCUGUAGCAUUAGUAAUACAGGUUUGAUUUUCGAACGCUAUAAUGUUCCUUUAACCAGUAUUUUAUAGUACUGCUGCUUAGAUGACUGUGUAAAAGCACAUGCAAAAUGUACAACUUGUUGUCCUGCGUUGAAAAAAUAGUAGCUCCCUCUGCUUUAAUAGUAGGGAAUUUUCUUUUAUAUACAUUUCAAGUUAAAUAUACAAACAUCAAAUUCUGAAGUUAUACAGCAUGCUUCAUUAUUAACUAUAUCAUAUUUGUUCUUGCGAAAAUGAUUUCAAGAUACUUACUUUGCUGCAUUUUUACCCCAGUAACUACAUGAGUUAAAGCAGGACUCCACAAAUCCCAAUGUGGGUGGCGAGAGCUGUAAUUUUCUUGCUCUGCUCCCUUGUGUGCCUUGCAGUUAUGCCAGAAGCAUGAUAUGACCUGACAUCGCUAAACGGCGCAAAGGAGCAGAGCAAGAAGAGCUUGAAGAUUGCAGGAUCACAGCAGCCACACUGGACCCACUAGAAAGGAUCCAUUCCAGCUAUCCCAGCAAGGUGGGGAGGCUGGGUUGACUUAAUUAAAAAAAAAUAUAAAAAACGUAAUUUGUGAGUGUUUUUGUCUCUGUGUGUGACCACCCCUUCCUCCGUUUGCAUUGGAAAGUCACCCAUAUAGGCUAGAAAAUCCAAUUGUCUGUGGUUUCAAACUUGUAUAAUAAACAUGUAUAACAUUGUGGUAUAUGCAGGUAUCCAUAUAGGUAGUCAUGGAAUUAAGUGAGAUAAAGAGAAAUGUGACAUGCAGGUCUUUUUUUUUUUUCCUUAAGUGGUCUAGUUUUCAUAAAAUACAUAAGGUAAAAAAAAGUUUCCUAGCUCUGACAAAUCUUGACAAAAGGCAGAGCUGUUGCCAACAAGUUUUGUCAUUCCUCCCAGCUGUCACUAGUGCCUUUACUAGUGACAGCUGUAAAGAAAGAUAUAGCCCUCUUUGUAUUUUCACGGGUUCAAGGCAGAUGAAGUACCAGGAGCUGAAGGGGACCUGUAGGAAGACCAUGGUGGCCACUACGAGAAACAGAUUCAGGUAAGUAAAAUUCACUACCCCUGCAUUCCGUGGACCAGUCACAAUUGUGGAUCUAUGCAAAAUAUGCAAGAUCCAGGAUAAAGGAAGAAAAAAAAAUGACAGGUCCACUCAGGACUUAACAAAUUUGCUGUGCGUCUAGGAGCCAGCUUAAAAAAGUUAGGAGACAGUUUUUGUUUUUCUUCAAGUUACAUAGCUUUAUUUUCAACGAUAAAAAUACAAUUCUUAUAGAGACACUAUAGUCACCAGGACCCUACAGCUUAAUGUAGAGGUUCUGGUGUCUAUAGCCUGUCUCUACAGGCCUUUUAAUAUAAACACUGCAUUUUCAUAGAAAAGCCAGUGUUUACAUUUCUUCUUAGUGACACCUGUAGUGACUGUCACUCAGACUGCCUGUAGUGGUGCUUCCUGUGUGCAGCACCUAUCUUCAGAGUCUCCACGCUCUGCAUGGAGGCGCUGAAGUUCUCCAUAAAGAUGCUUUAAUUAUAUGAGAUGCUUAUCGGUGCAGCGCAUUCGCAAUAGCCUCCCAGUACUUUCCUAUGUGAAAACAUUGGAUUGGCUGAGAUCAUCAAGCUUGAUAAUCUCAGCCAUAGUGGCGGGGAAGGUGAGUAAAAACACCAUACCGCUGCGAACUGAGGGGGGUUGGUCACCUAAACACACAGACACCAUGACUGACAGGCAGACAAACAUACACGCACCAUGACAAACUGACACAGACAUACACAUUAUGUUUUAAUAAAAUCUGGUUACCCUGGUGGACUGAAGGCGGAAGCAUGCUGAGGGGUGUUGGAGGCGAACGGCAGGUUUCUCGUACCGAGGGAGCUGAGCAGGGACGUAACUCAGCGGCAUACGAGGGAGCAGAGCAGGGACCCCACAGCCUGCCGUCUGCCUCCUAAAUAACGAGCCACAUAUCCCAGACGCCAAGGCAAAUUUCCUAGGUGCCAUGGGGCCUGGGUUUUGUUGAGCCCUGUGUCCACUUUAAGAUUCUUCAUGCGAGUACAAGGUCCUUAGAGCUCAUUUUGGCCUGUAAGAACCUCUGAUCUUCUCUUACUGGCAGUGAGAUGCGUUCUUGACUCCAUGCCCUUGUCACUCAUGUGGGGUGGGGGGGCAUUUGCUGUGGAAUUUUGACUCCUGGCGUUGAGUAGUGUAAUGUGCUAACUGGGUAUAUACAGUGUGUGUGUGAAUCUACACUGAUCAGCCACAACAUUAAAACCUGUGACAAGUGAAGUGAAUAACAUUGAUUAUAUCAUUACAAUGGCAUCUGUUGAGAGGUGAGAUUUAAUGGGCAGUAAGUAAACAGCCAGCUCUUGAAUUUCAUGUGUUGGAAGCGGGGAAAAUGAGCAAGCGAAAAGUUCUGAGUGACUUUGACAUGGGCGAAAGACUGAUGGCUAGAGGACUGGGUCAAAGCAUUUUCAAAAUGGCAUGUUUUUGGGGUGCUCCUGGUAUGCAGGGGUUAGUACCUUUCAAAAGUGGUGCAAGGAAAGACCACCAGUUAACCGGCGUCAGGGACAUGGGCACCUAAGUCUCAUUGAUGCAUGUGCAGAGUGAAGGCUAGCCUGUCUGGUCCCAUUUAGAGAAAAACUACUGUAGUUCAGAUUCUGAAAAACCUAUUGCUGGGCAUGGAAGAAAGGUGUCAGAACACGGUGCAUCACAGUUUGCUUUGUUGCCGCAGAAUGGUCAGAGUGCUCGUGAUGACCCCUGUCCACCACUGAAAACUCCUUUAGUGGGAAUGUGAGUGUCAGAACUGGAACAUGGAUCAGUAGAAAGAGGUUGCCUGGUGUGAUGAAUCACAUUUUCUUUUAGAUCUGCUGGAUGGCCAGGUGCAUGUGCAUUGUUUACCUGGGGGAAAGAGAAGUCGGCAGCAUGCACUAUCGGAAAAAGGCAGACUGGCAGAGUUAGUUUUAUUCUCUGGGCAAUGUUCUGCUGGAAAACCUUCGGUCCUGUCAUUCAUGUGGAUGUUACCUUGACAUGACCACAUACCUAGAGCUUGCUGCUGACUACCUACCCUUCUUGGCAAUGGUGUUUCCUGGAAGCUGUGGCGUCUUUCAGCAGGAUAAUGCACCCUGCCACACUUCAAAAACGUGUGAGAGAAUGUUCUUGUGUCAAAUCAGUGUGUGCCUCUGAUUGCAGGUAAACGUGUUUUUACUCACAUUUUUCCCCACACCAUGUUGCUCUCUCUGCUCCUGACCCUGCCUCCGUGGCUGAGAUAAUCCAUCUUGAUGAUCUCAGGCAUGCCACUGCUUUUCCAUAAAAAAGCAUUGAGAGGCUAUUGCGCAUUCAUUGAAUCAAUCAACCCUGUGGUGAACUUCCAGAGAUACUGCAGCACUGGACUAAAAAGCACCUUUUGUGGCCGUUUGAGUGAAUGUCACUUGAGAUGUUACUAGUCAGCAAUGUAAACACUAGCUUUUCAGACUGCCUUUACAUUGAAAAGCCUGCAGGGACAGGCUAUAGACACUAGAAAGUGUUCUAGUCAUUAUAGUGUCCCUUUAAGAAUUUCAUUUUUCUUGUUGAAAAUAAGGCUUUGUUAGUUUAACCCCUUAAGGACCAAACUUCUGGAAUAAAAGGGAAUCAUGACAUGUCACGUGUUUCCCCACGUGGAGCCCGGCAGUGUAGUGCAGAGCAUCAGAAGCCAUCCGGCAGGCUUCCGAUGCUCUGCCUGUAUGCUGAGUGCCUCGAGGAGGAUCACAUUGUGUGUUUGGUGUAUGUAUCUGUGGGGCUGCUUGUGGGAUUGUGUGCUUGUAUGUGGAUUGUCAGUGAUGUGUUUGUUUGGACUGUGUGUGUGUGUUUGUAUGUGGACUGUUUGAAUUAUUUGUAUGAAGGGGAGGCUUAUUUUGCAGCUCUAUGUGUAUUUAGCAGUGUGAGUGGCUUCCAUGGGGUCCAGUUAGGACCAGGCUGACAAGUGACCAGGUACAGGUCAAGGGCAAAAGCUGCGAUAUCUGCUGUGGGCUGCUUUACUCCAGGGUGUAUUCCAGUUCAUAAGUGCUUAGAGGAAGUGAUCUGAGAUCACUUCCUCUAAAUGCUGCAGUGGAUAAAUUGUAGAUUGAGCAUCACCUCCCUUUUGCAUUAGCAGAUAUCUGAAGUUCCACUGGGACUCCUGAUGGGCCAGAGCCUGUUUGAUUCUAGCAAUCUCAAGUGCCAUACAAAGGCACCUCGAGUACCAUGCAUGGCACACGUGCCAUAGGUCCCUACCCCUGGCCUAGACAGUGUCCCCUCUGCAAAUUAUGACCCCCAGGGGCCAUGUGACCACUAUAAAAGAGUGGUCACAUGGCCGCAAUAGGCGUCCGUAUAGUGCUGCCAGCAGGGGGACUGCCUGAACUGAAGUUUUAGAAUAAAAAUUUUAUUAAAAAAAUAAUAAUAAUAAAAUAUAUAUAUAUGUGUAUUUUUUUUUUUUUAUAUAUAUAUAUAUAUAUAUAUAUAUAUAUAUAUAUAAUACACAAGAUCCAGCGCACUCACCUAUCCACUAAACAGCAACUUCAAUGUUGAAAGAUUUUAUUUGUUUUUUUUUAAAAACACCUAAUCUAGGCAAAAAUAAUGGGGGUUUAGUUACAUUAUAUGAUCAUACAGUGCAUAAGCCUGCCACAACGUCAAUGUACCCCCUCUUGUUUUAUAUAUAUAUGCAUAUAGUAAUCUAAAAAUACAUGUAGAGUAAAAUUACACGUGUGUGUGUGUGUGUAUAUAUAUAUAUAUAUAUAUAUAUAUAUAUAUAUAUAUAUAUAUAUAUAUAUAUAUGUAUGUAAACAUAAAUUUUAAAAAGUAAAAAAAAUUAUAUAUAUGUAAUUUUAUUGUAACUAUAUUUUGAUAUAAAAAAAUAUAUAUAUAUAUAUAUAUAUCUCAAAAUACACUUAGAAUUAAUAUAUAUAUAUAUAUAUAUAUAUAUUUAUAUAUCUGUGUGUGUGUGUGUAUAUAUAUAUGUGUCCAUGUACAUAUCAUAAAUAUACAUGUAGAUUUCAAAUAAAUAAAUAUGUAUAUAUAUUUAAAUUCUACGUGCUUAUUUAUGUAAUAUUUUUGCAUAAUUAAUUUUAUUAAUUGCAAUUUGGGGGACCUGCCUGACAACCCAGGCCAAAAGUCCAGAUCAUUUAAUUUGCUAGUACUAUAUGUAACCCUGUUACUUUCCAAGAGACCCUAAAACCUGUACAUGGGCGGUACUGUUUUCUCAGGAGACUUCUCUGAACACAAAUAUUAGUGUUUCAAACCAGUAAAACAUAUCACAGCGUUAUUAUUGUCAGUGAAAGUGAAGUUUUUUGCAUUUUUCACACACAAACGGCACUUUCACUGAUGAUAUUAUUGUUGUGAUGUCUUUGGAAGUUACAGGGUCAAAUAAAAAGCCUUUUUUCCACAUUUAAAUUUUCCAGAUUGGUUAUGUUGUCUUUGAGAGUGUAUUGUAGCCCAGGAAAGGUAUUGCAAAAAGCAUAUGUUCAGUCUUUUUUAGUAGCCACUUAGUCACAAAUACUGGCCAAAGUUAGUGUUCAUAAUCGUUUUUUGCAUUUUUAACACACAAAAAUAUGCUAACUUUGGCCAAUGUUUGUGACUACUAAAUAAGACAGGACAUACCCCAUAUUGAAUACCCUGGCUUUUCUACUUUUCAAAAAUAUAUGGUUUGAUGGGGGUAAAUUACAUUGGUUGAUUCCAUAAAUGUCCCAAAUAGGACAUGGGUGCAUGAUGACCAGUUGUGAAAAUUCCAAGUUGCAAAACUGGAAUGCGCACCCUCCAAAUAAGGUCUUUUAGUCCCCAGAGAACCCAACACACCUAUACAUGGGUGGUAUCACUGUACUCAGAUGUUGCUGAACACAUAUUGGGGUGUUCUUUGGCAGUAACCCUUAAAGUUCUCCGUACAUGUAUUCUUAAAUUGCUAUGUGUGUCAAAAAAAUCACUAAUUAUUUAUUUUUUAUUUUUUUCAAUUUGGCAUAGAUUGGUGGUAAAAUGGUUGCACAAAAAUAGUCAAAAUACCCCAAGUUUAAUACCUUAGGUUGUCUUCUUUUAGAAAAUACGUACAUGUGAAGGGUUAUGCAGGGAUUCCAGACAGAUAUCAUUGUUACAUUUUUAAAACAAAAUGGUUUGGAAAUAGCAAAGUUCUAAUUGUACUUAUAGCCCUAUAACUUUCCAAAAAAAGAACAUUUUUAACAUUGGGUAUUUCUAAACUCAGGACCAAAUUUAGAAACUAUUUAGCACGGUUGUAGACCACGGUUGGCGGUUGUAGAUGCAUAACAGAUUUUGGGGGUCAAAGUUUGAAAAGGUGUGUGUGUGGUGUGUGGUUUUUUUUUCCCAUCAUAUUUUAUAGUAAAUUAUAUGAUAUGAUGAAAAUAAUGGUAUCUUUAGAAAGAUCAUUUAAUGGCAAGAAAAACUGUAUAUAAUAUGUGUGAGUACAGUAGAAACACAGCAGAAAUGUAAAAACAGCCCUGGUCACAAACAGUAAAAAAAUUGAGAAGCAGUCUAGUCACUAAGGAAUUAAAGGGAUUCUUUAGUGUCAGGAAUACAAAUCUGUAUUCCUAACACUCUAGUGUCUUCUGGUCCUCCCUCACCCCCUUCUCCCGUUGCGUGUAUAUAACCUCUUUAUUACUUGCCCGAUUCCAGCACAGAUGUCCAUCGACACAAACUGGUGCACUGCCUCCUUCAAUGUCACCUGAUAGGGGGACGUAAUGCACAUGUUAUGAUCAUAGCACCGGAAAAUGUGCCUCCAUCUCCCCUCCCUGCUCUGCAGGACCGCAGAGUACUGCUGACAGCCGGCAGGGAAGAAAGAGAGAGAGUGAGAGGACCCAGGGGAGCUCUAACCUGCAGCUCUGCCGGGUUCUCCUCUCGCGAGCUUGGAGCAUGGUAUAAUGCUUUCCUAUAGGGAAAAUCCUUAUGCGAGGGCAGCCAUUGCUUUUUAAUACUGUAUAAUCCAAGAUACAGAGAAGAAAAGUAGAAAUAUUCACUUAAAUUUUUAAUCGCAGCCACCUCCUUCCUUUUUUUUUCUUUCUGGUCUUCAGAAGUCUGGUGGCUUCAUCUGCCAGUAUCCAUAAACUGUAUUGUAAUCUCAUGCAUACAUAGCAGAUAAAAACAAGUAUGUAUACCUAAAAUUGUUUUGCAUUGGUAUUUGACAUACUAUAGGCAUCUUUUGCAUAUCAUGCGCAAAAAUGCCUGGUCCUAUCAGUCAUUGGUUAACUGGAAAUAUAAAUGCGGUGGUGGAACUGAUUGUGUUAAGGUCAAAAAUGUUUUUGGGCAAAACAUCAAAGUAGUAAUUUCUUAUAUUUUCUGAUUGGAAUUCUAGUGCAGUCUUUGACUAUAUGAAAAACUCGACUGACAGUCUUCCUUUUUUAAUGGACCCUUGCAGCGUUUUUACCUCCAUUUUGUUUUUGUUUUUUUGCUCUUUUGGCACAUAUGGCAUUGCAUUCCAUGUUUCUCCCUUUUUUUGUGUGUGGCAAUUUAGCGGUCACUCUAAAGUAAUCUGCAUACUGUAUAGAGUUAGUAGGUAUAGGUUAUUUCGUAAAGACCAUAAAUCUUUGGUCACUGAUUGUGGUAAAGGUUUUAAAGCCAUGGGGCCAAUACCUCUCUCUUACCCAAAUGAUGACCAUUAUAUUGAAGAGAUAUGUGACAUGGCAAACCUGGAUGUGUCAUAUCAUAUGCUUACAACUGAUGUUUGUGCAUUCCACAAGCAUUUUCAUGUGAUUAUAAGUCCCUUCUUUUGGUUUGGAAACACCAGUCGUGAUUUCUUAUAUUGUAACCCAAGGAAAUUGUGUGUAAAGGUGUUUUUUAUUUAUAAUUAUGUUUUUAUAUAGUUUUGUUUAAAUGAGUGAUUUAGAUGGUGUAUCAUAUAUAAAUAUAUUUAUUUUUUAGGUCAAGGCAUUAAAAGAGAAGAUUGAACAGGAAAAAGGAAAGGAUGCAUUUCCAGUUGUAGGCCAAAAGUUAAUUUAUGCAGGUAAAUACAUUCUGUCAAUUUAAUUAAAUGUGUGUGACUUUCUGCCAUGUUUUAUACAUUGUUUUGAGAUUGUAUAUUUAGCUUUAACUCCUUAAGGACCAAGCUUCAUUUGUCUGCAUUUCACUAAAGGACCACAGCUAUCUUUGCUGUGUUGUGUCCAACCGUGAUUUCCUUCUUUCUGAUUUAUUGCACUAAGCCCUAUAAUAUAGUGUUGUUUUUUUUUUUUAAUGCAAAAAAAAGCUUAUAUUUGAUGUCCUAUUCAUCUAUAAAUUCUCAUUUAUUUUAAAUGAAUAAACAAAAGUGGGGUGGAGACAUUUUAUUCAUGGUUUGGCAGUAAUAAUUUUGCAUAUAUAUAUAGUGUACCUUAAGAUAAGUAAUUCCAAAUUAAUUUUUUUUGUCCUGAUUUACAGAGUACACCAUAUGUUCGGGAUUUAAGUUUAUUUUUGAUAGUUACAAGUAUCAAAAAAACAAGGAGCAAAAUAAAAUUUCAGUGUGGAGCCAUUUUAGUAUUUGGUAUGUUUGGUAUGUCAAGUAAGCUUACAUAGCAUCACACAAAACAAAAUUUCUACCCAAAAGUAUAUAUUUAUAUAACGUAGACAUCACAGGCUUUUUUGAUACUUAUUAUGUAGUAGAUAUUUUAUUUAUUUUUUUCAGCUUUGAACAUAAUCAUAUAACAAGUGUUUAGAUUUUUGAGUAUUUUGUAAACCCGAUUUGUGCUACUACUAUAUAAAACCCUCAAAUUGUGUUCUAUUACAUUGUCUGAUUAUGAUACCCCCAAUGUAUGUCUUUGCCACCCUGUGAAGCUACAGUGCCAUAUAAGAGACCUUGUCAUUUCAAUAAAUAACGUUUGAAUUUUUAUAGAUGGAUGUGAUGGUCCUAUGUCUCAUUGUGGGGCAAUGCAGCAGUUUGACUGUUCAAAAUAUCCUUCAAAGGUUUACCACUUGUGAAAGUAGACACUCCAGAGUAUCUCAUAUGAUGUAUAUUGUGUCUUGGUGUGCGCACAUUUUUUCACCAGUUUGUGAUCAUUUUUAACAUACUCAUUACAAUAUAACUGGCCAUUUCUCAAAUCGCGAGUUAUGUUUCUAGCCUACAAGCAGCUUUACUUGUUAAGCUAGCUUAAUUGUUAAGCUUUACAUUAAGCUAGCCAAGUAUUUUUAGAUAUCGUUAAAAUUAAAUUAUUUUCUUGUUACCAGCUCGGAACUGGCUGGUUUGUAAAUGCUAAGAAGCUUCCUCACUUUGUGUCAGUCCUGUUGCAGCUUCUUGCCACGUGUCCGAAAAUGAGUGAUUUUUGUCAAUUACAUGUGCAAAAAAGUGGAUGACUAAAUGAUGCAUACCAACACCACAAUGCCCACACAAUACAACAUCGUUCAUACACAGGCCACUUUCACAGACAUAGCAUGAUACACAGUUCACAUACAUACAUAAUACACACAAACUGCUCGCUUACAUACGCACAAAUCUUAAAAAGCAUUCAUACAUAAAAUAAGAAUACAGCAACAUAGACGUUAAUCUGAACAAAAAAAUAAAGAAAAGCUGGCACACCAAGUGAUUUUAAAGUUUUUGUCACUGUGCUGUUAAAAGGUUGCCUAGCACAACAUGCAGAUUACAAAUUAAACAAUUGGCAAAUAAAGGUUGAAUAGUAGUUUUAAGUGACAGAAUCCCUUGCUAUCCCCUUCACUACCCAGCACAUUUUGAUUUCAGAAAUAUUAGCAUAACAUUUACUUGAAGAGUGGCGUGCAUAGUUACCAAUUAGACAUAUCGUAACACCGCAAUUGUGUUUAUAAAUUGCUUAGUUGAAAAACUUAAAAGUUAAAGGUAUGUAAUUGUAUGCGUUUUUUCACUUAUUUUUUCAUUCUUGAUAAAAAUAUUUUGGAAAUUAAAAACUUUACAUUUCAGUAUUUCACACAGGGUCUGAAAUUUAGUAGCAGAAAUGUAAGUUGUCUCUCAAACAGUAAUUUCCUAGCAUAAUGUAUAGAUAAAAUAUUAAAGCUUAAUGAAGUGGUCUGGGUGCCAGGUCCAGAUAGGAUUAACCCUUUUUUUUUUUUUUUUUUAUAAACAUAGCAGUUUCAGAGAAACUGCUAUGUUUUGGUUAAUCCAGCCUCUAGUGGCUGUCUCAUUGACAGCCGCUAGAGGCUUUGCGUUUCUCACUGUGAAAAUCACAGUGAGAAGACGCCAGCGUCCAUAGGAAAGCAUUAUGAAUGCUUUCCUAUGAGACUGGCUGAAUGCGCGCGCAGCUCUUGCCGCGCAUGCGCAUUCAGCCGAGGAGGAGGAGAGCUCCCCGCCCGUCGCUGGAGAAAGAGGUAACCCCUUCCUCUCCAUCCCGCCCGGCGGGUGGGGGACCCUAAGAGUGGGGGCACCCUCAGGGCACUAUAGUGCCAGGAAAACGAGUAUGUUUUCCUGGCACUAUAGUGGUCCUUUAAGCUUAAAGGGGCACUAUAGUCACCAAAACAACUUUUGCUUAAUGAAGCAGUUUUUGUGUAUAGAUCAUGGCUCUCAAUUCUCUGCCAAUUAGGGUUUAAAUAGCUUUUGUUUCUGUUUAUACAGCCCUGGCUAUUACCGACACAGCCUGUAUGAAAACAAAAUGGUUCCAUUUUCAAUCAGAUGUUACUUAAUUUAAAAGUUUUAUCUCCUGAUAUGUAAUUUGAACUUGAAUUACAUACAUGAGUCUCCUGCAAGGUCUAGCAAGCUAUUAACAGAGCAAGAGUUAAGGAAUUCUAAAUGAAACAGAAUUUGAAAUAAAGGAAGUAUAAACAUUAGAUGACUUUACAGGAACUGUUUUUGAAGACUGUGUAAGUCUCAUACAGAAAGGUGUGCAUGAUCAAAAUGAAUUAACUCCUAAAUGGCAGUGGAUUGAGCAAUUAGACUGCAGGAGGAUGCUCUAUACACCAAAACUGCUCUAUUAAGCUAAAGUUGUUUUGGUGACUAUAGUGUCCCUUUAAUAUUAUGAGUAUAAGUUUGUUUGGGGCAUGACAGGUGCCCUUUAAAACAGGGUUUCUCCUCAAUUGUCAGUCAGUUCUCAGCUUAGAUAUCUAUGAUAACGGGAGAGCAUGUAAUAUUGUUGCCGCAGUAACUGCUCUAACAAGCUCAGUUCAUAGUAAAACGUUCUUAUUGAAUUGUUGUCUCCUUAGGCCACGUUGUUUUUGUUUUUUUUGUGUGCAUUAUUAAUUGCCAAAAUGUAACUAACUUUUUAUGAUAACUUUGCAGGUAAAAUUCUAAAUGAUGAAACAGCCCUCAAAGAAUACAAAAUCGAUGAGAAGAACUUUGUAGUGGUUAUGGUGACAAAAGUGAGUUUCUGUUGUUUAACAGUAUUUCCAUAGUUGAGUUUACUCUUUAAAUACUUAUACACUCAAUACACAUCAUUUAGAGUUUAUUUUAUUUCAAAAUCCAUUUCGAUGUUUCAUAAGUGUUUAGAACCAGUUUUACUUGGCUUUAUUCACAGAGCAGACAAUCUAGGAAACUGUGGUGCAAGGUGAAUAUACGAGUCAGUAGGAAAUGUCUGGAGUUAUUUUUAGUUAAGAUGUAUUAAAAUACAAAUCUAAAAAUUGUCUCUGAUGUAAUGCUUAUGCAAAACACAUGCAUAGGUGUGGGUUGUUUUCCUUGGAACAACUGUGGUAGCCCAAUCUGUGUCCUGACACACACAAUUGUCUGCAUUUGUGUGUGUCCUGAAACACAAAUGCAUGAGUGUAUUUGUAUGCAAUAUCUGUGUGUGUAAAUGCAGAGGUGUAAUUGAGGUGAGGCUGAGAGUGUGUGUGUGAUUGGCUGGUCUUUUGAAAGUAUAUUUGCAUGCCCAUUCUAUUUCCUAGUUAAUAAGUCUUCUUCAUCGCCUGUAGCAUAUUCCCCAUUUCCACAUCCUCCCAUAGCCAGAAGUCAAUUAUCCACCCUCUCCCACAGACCUCCUAUAUUCAUGCCCGCCCGCCCACCCUCAUAGUCAGUAAGCUCAACUUCCCACAACGAGUUUUUAUACUCCCACUAAUAGCCAAUAAGCCUACUCCCACCCCCACAUGACCAGCAAGCCCAGUUACGUUCCCUGAUACCUGCAGAGUCCACAGCAGGAUUCAGCAAAGUUCUGUUCAUCUCUCAAGCCACACAGAGCUUCAAUGUGUGUGUGUGUGUGUCUAGUCCUCCCUGCUGAAAAUGAUCGCGGCAUAAGCACCUGUGAACCCAGUGCCAAUGUUGUGAUCUACUUGUCCAUAGCAGAGCUAAUAAUCAAAAUAACUUCCUUCAUGGGGCACAGAUCAUCAUGUAACCGUGGCUGGUUCCCUUAUUUACCACUAUAAUGUCUUAAAGCAUAGAACUUAGUAGGGCUAACCGUACAGAUAUCUUGGCCAUAAUUUUAUAUAGUUAGUGUAAGAGAUCCUCUAUUUAACAUAAAUAAUUGAGAAUACAAUAUAAAAUAAGGAUUGUCUUGGAAGCAAUAAAGUUUUUGUCUUUUUGGAUAUUUAUUAUAUAAAUAUAGACAUAUAAAAUCCAUUAUAGCAGAGUUUAUAAGAUUAAACUAAAUGCUUGCAAAUAGCAGUAAUAGGUUAACAUGUCAUCAUGUCAGCCUCUCUGUCAUUUUAAGAUGGAGCAGCGUCUGUCUCUAAGUCUCUCCUCUGUGUCUUAACAUUUAAAAGUACACCUAUUUAUACCUUAGGUGUCUCCAUUUUAGGGUUACCGUAGUUCAUAUAUGAAAAAGUAACACUUCUUUUACUUUAUUCAUUUUAGGACCUCCCUUAAUUUGGCAGACAUACAAGGCCAUUACUAAAGGGUGCAUAUGUCAGGGAAAUUUUCCUGACUUAGUUCAAGAUGGCAUCUUAAAGUCUGGACAUCCUUAUCUACUAAGGUUACUACAGUAUAUUACGUACUGAAAGAGUCGUGAAGCUUCUUUAUGCAUUAUUGUUAUUGUAAUUCGUCUGGGACAAAAUGGUGCAAACAUAUUAUGCACUGAGGUUAUUGCUUAAAGAAACAGUUAUGAAAAACAAUACGUUCCAUUUCUAACACUUUGUCAGUUUGCAAUAUCUCUUAAAGACAAAGUACACAGUUUAAGCAAUACAACAUUUCAUUCUAAAUCUUGUAAUAUUUGCACUUGCCCAUAACAAUCAUGUCUCGUGCAUUCGUAGAUAGGAAUUACACGUGACAUGUAGGUUAAGCAUUGUGUACACUGUGAUAUAAUGUGUACUUAUUUGUUGCACUCGUGUGCAAUUUAGACGUAAUGUUUGUUAAUUGAAAAAAUGGAUAUUAAAGCUCCAUCAGCCACUAUAAAAAGAUUAAGAGAAUUAAAGGAACACUUAAUGCAAUAUGACAACUUUAUCUUAUAGAAGGUUUUAUAGUGCCAUAAAUAUGCCCCUUUUGCCAAAGUGUUUCUUUAAUAGUUCUGACAUAUGUGAUUAAAGGAACUCUUCAAGUACCAUGACAACUAGAGCACUGUCUUUAUUUAAUCAUAACUAGUCAGGCCGGUUAUAGGCGUUCCAGUUAGCCCCUCCUGACCUGUUUGAUCUCUCUCAGCCAAUGAGCUAAGCCAAAAAGUGUCUUGCUCCCCUAUGCUCUAUUAGUAAAUAACACUGGCAAUGUUUUUAUAGUGCCAUCAUUUUAAAAUUAAUUUUAGUGAAUAACAUUGUGCAGAUUUUUUUAAAGUUCCUCAUUUAAAGGACCACUAUAGGCACCCAGAUCACAUCAGCUCAAUAAAGUGGUCUGGGUGCCAGGCCCCCCUAGUUUUAACCCUGCAGCUGAAUACAUAGCCGUUUCAGAAAAACUAUAUUUUUCACUGAGGGUUAAUCCAGCCUCUACUGGCUGUCUCACUGACAGCCGCUAGAGGCGCUUCCGCGAUUCUCAAUGUGAAAAUCACAGUGAGAAGACGCUGGGCGCCUAUAGGAAAGCUUUGAGUAAUACUUUCCUAUGGGCGGUUUGAAUGCGCGCGUGGCUCUUGCUGCACAUUCGGAUCUGACGUCGGCAGGGGGUGGAGAGUUCCCCAUCACAGAGGGAGCCUGGCGCUGGAGAAAGCUAAGUGGCUGAAAGGGGGCCCUGAGGGUGGGGGGGACCUAAUGACCCUAUAGUUCCAGGAAAACAAGUACCAACUCAGGAGACUGAAAAUUACACAUGAAUGUCUUCAGAACAACUUCAAAUAGGUUUUAUGACGUGCUCACAUAAAUCCCACAUACUUCACUUACUUUGUGACUUUUUGAAAGUUUAAAUUAACUAUUCAAGUAAGACAACUGUUCACUACAAAUGUUUGUGAACUAUUAUCUAGUAAAUUGUUUCCCUUUUUUUUUCUUCUUAUAUACUUCACUAUUUUGUACUACUCAUAUUCAGCUUUAGGUAAAUGCACACCUGGGACAUGUAGUUCCGGGCUCAAGCAGGAAGAUGUUUUUUUAAAAAAAAAAGAAAAAGUUUUUUACCUUGAGUCCUGCAGCAGGCAAGUGGCUAGGCUGCCUGGGGAGGACAGGUCUGUGGGAGCGUGAGGUUUGCAGUUGUGGCAGGCGCACACUUUAAGGCUCCCUUGUAGUUCCAGCAUGCUCUAGUGAGUCAGAGCGCAGCUGCUGCAAUUCCCAGCACGCACUCUGUUUCACUAAAUGCUGGACUAUGGUGGAGCGAUUAUUCAGAACUGCAGACCUUCACGUUCCAAUAGUGGAAGCACCAGGGGACCAGCCCUGGACAAACAGUGAUGUAGGAGUGGACCACCAGGACCCCUGCUAAAUGCCAUAAAGUGGAGGUCACAUACUACUUUUCAAAAUGAAGAACACAUAUCACACUGAAAUAAGCAAAUAAUAAAAUUAUUUGUUGAAGCCACAUAUGGCCCGGUUUGAGGUGAAAUGCACAACGUUUCAGCAGUAUAGGUCAUAAUCCUGUGCAGCCAAAAGGUUGUAUAUUUAACCGUGAACCGAGCCAAAUGUGGCUUCAAUAAAGGAUUUUACUAUGUGCUUAUCUUUGUGUUAGUUCUGUUCUUCAUUUUAAAAAGUAGUGUUACCCAUAUCCUGAGAUUGGGAGGCAAAGUAUGACUUUUUUACUUUUUUCUUUUGAAUUACCAUAUUUGGAAUAAUUAAAGUGACGCUAUAGGCACCCAGACCACUUCAUCUCAUGGAAGAGGUCUGGGUGCGGUGUCCCUGUCCCUCCUGAAAUGUAGUACUAAGACAGCCUCUAGUUCAAGAGUCUUUAAAAUAUUCUUGCUAAUUACUUGUUGCUCUCUUUUUAGCCAAAAGCAGCAGCUUGUCCUUCAGCACCAUCUCCGGCACCAUCUCAGCCGGCCAGCACUGUAACUGCACCUCCUGCAUCACCCCCUCGUACAUACACACCUAUUGCUCGAACCAAUGCCCCUGUAGCUCUACCCCUCCCUUUCCCUCUACCAACUAUUCCCCCACCACCUGAACUUGCCUCUGAGCCGAUGACAACUACGGUUUCUCAGGAAGAGAAGCCCGAAGAAAAGACUGUAACUCCCCCAGAGACAGUGAGCCCUUCGUCAACUGAAUGCAGGUAAGUGCAUCAUGCUUUGAAAUACUGUUAUAUUAGUUGUACUGUUAUACUGUUAAAGGACACUAUAGUCACCAGAACAACUACAGCUUAUGGUAUUUGUUUUGGUGAGUAUAAUCAUUCCCUUCAGGCUUUUUGUAGUAAUCACUGUAUUUUUAGAGAAAAGACAGUGUUUUAUAAGUGGUAUAUACCAAUUUUAGUUGGGUUUUCAUUUAUAAUUGAAAAACUUGAUCCGUCAGUGGAUAUCCUAUUCUGGUAGCAUAUUAGAGUGACACUGUAGGCCCUAUCGCCAUGUACAUAGUUACAUAGGCUGAAAAGAGACUUGCAUCCAUUAAUUUCAGCCUUUCUCACAUCUGUUUUUGCUGUUGAUCCAAAAGAAUGCAAAAAACCCAGUUUGAAACGCUUUACAAUUUUUUUUCAACAAAUUAGGGGGGGAGAUCCUUCUUAUCACCAGAUUGGAAGUCCGAUCUCUCCUUGAAUCAAGAAGCAGUUUCCCCGCCUAUUAAAAAUGUAUAUCCUUGAAUAUAUUUUUGCAUGUAUUCUUCUAGUUGCUGUUUGAACAUCUGUACAGACUAUGAUAAAAACACAUCUUCAGGCAGAGAAUUCCAUAUCCUGAUUGUUCUUGCAAUAAAAAAAAAAUCCUUUCAAUUGCCUUUGACUAAAUCUCCUUUCUUUCAGUCUAAAUGUGUGACCUUGUGUCUUAUAUAUUCCUCUUUGUUUCCAGGUGAUAGUUUGUAUUGGCCUCGAAUAUUAUAUUUGUAAAAUGCUAUUAUAUCCCCUCUGAGGUGCUGUUUUUCUGAACUAAACAGAUUUAAAAUUUGUUAACCUUACUUCAUAACUAAAAUGUUCAAUUUAUUUUAUUAAUUUUGUAGCCCGUCUCUGCACUUUUUCUAGUGCCAUUAUAUCCUUUUUUUAGAACACGUGCCCAAAAUUGCACAGCAUAUUCAAGGUGUGGUCUUACCAGUGAUUUAUUAGGAGGCAAAUUAUAUUUUCAUUCUGAGAAUUAAUGUCACCUUUUUUAUACAGGACAAUAGCUUACUGGCUUUAACUGCUAAUAGAAAUUGUGCAUUGUUGCCUAGUUUGUCUGUAACAAUUCCCAAAUCCUUCUCAUGUGUUAUCCCUAAUUCACUUUUAGGGUGUAUGUUGCUUGUGCAUUCUUUACCCCAAAGUGCAUAACUUUGCAUUUUUCUGCUAAUCAGCCAUUUCAGUGCUCAGUCCCCCAAUAUAUCUAAAUUCCUCUGCAGCAAAAUAAUAUCCUGCUCACAUUGUAUUACUUUGCAGAAUUUUGUGUCAUUUGCAAACACUGAAACACAAAUUUCAAUGCCUAUUCAAGAUCAUUUAUAAAUGUUGAAUAGAUUCGGUCCCAGAACAGCACCCUGAAGGACACCAUUUAUACCACUGGCAGAGGAUAUUCAUUUUCUUGUAGCCAUACAAAUUUAUACCAGCAAUGGGUGUACUGAUAGGCUGAAAUGGGUCAGCUGACACCCUCAGACAUUCAUUACAAUUGCUGCUCAGGCUAAUGCUUCCUUAUCAUCCCAAGCAGUCAGAGAUUGUAAAUUUGGCAUUAAACAUUAAAUACAGUUUAUUGAUGAAUAGAAGGAUUACAUCAGGGGACUCCAGCACUAUAACCACUUCAAUAAGAUGAGCAGAUACUAGUGUGAGGGAUAAAAAUUAUAAGGUUUAUAAUGUCCUGUUCUUUUAGCAUACUUUUAGCAUAAAGCUGCUUAUACUGAAUGAGACAUGCUAUACUGGCAUAUAUUUGACAAGAUGGCCUAGAAUCUAUUGAAACUAUUUUAAUGCGUUUCACAAGCAGAUUGGCAAACUUAAAAAUUUAAAAGUCUGUAUUCUCUCUCUCUAGUUUAUCAACUGAUUCUUCUCGGCCAUCUCUUUUUGAGGAUGCCACAAGCGCACUUGGUAAGCACGAUAACAUUGUGGGGCUUUUUUUUCAAAUGAGCAACCUCAUUUGUCUGAUGAUAAGACUCUUUUAAAAUGGACCAGUGUUUCUUAAUGAUAUUUUGUCUACCAAAAUACUAAUGUCCAUUAUGAGAUGCUAAUUUUAUCCGAGUGGCCCCAAACAAGUUUUGUACUGUCACCUUGACAUCAUUACUCAACAAAGUAUUAAAGUGGCCAAUCUUUGUAUCUCAAUAGAUUGUUUCUGCAAAAGAUCUAAUGCAUGGGUGAACAAACGUUAAUGACAUGGGAAUCUACUUUUUCACAGUCAUGUUAGUGAGAUCUACUAUCUCAUAAGCACAGCACUAACAACGUCAAUCCAAGUGAACUUCUAUAUAACCAGCAUUUUUAUUUUACUUGGGAAGGGGCUAUGUACUAUCUCUAGUUGCCUCGUAUAUUAAAUGACAAAGCACCUAUCACACUGUAUUUACUUACAGUAGUCCCCAAAAUUUCAUUUACAAAUGCAUAUCUACAAUUUAACUUGAAUAUAAAUUACACAGGUCUUAUCUCAGACUUGGGCAUUCUCACACACUGAUGUGUGCCCCCAGCAGCCUGUACUCUAUGCUCAAUAUUCAUGCAUUUUAAGUGUACUCUUUUUUUGUCUUUUUUUUUUUUUUUUUAAACCUUAAUUUUUCUAUGCUGUUAAGUGACAGGCCAGUCCUAUGAAAAUAUGGUCACAGAGAUAAUGUCAAUGGGAUAUGAGCGAGAGCAAGUGAUAGCAGCACUGAGAGCUAGUUUCAAUAACCCAGACAGAGCUGUUGAAUACCUUCUGAUGGUAAGUUGUAUUUAAAAUUAUGAUUAUUUAUGCAAGAACGUGUGUUUUAUCCUUACCAAUACACAUCUAUUUGCCUCUCUGACUCCUAUGGUAGCGAGCUGAUCUAAAGCAUAUACUGGAGGAGCAGCGGGAUGCUGAUGUGGUGACAUUGUUGGUACAGUUGUUUGUCCAUACUAGCCUGUAAAGUGCUUUACAUGAACACCUACAUAUUCAUUACUCCAACACAUAUUCAUGUGCUCUUUGAUUCCAUUAAUUUUUAACUGUAUAUUAUUGAAAUACAGAUGCCUUCUUGAAGACACACCUCUUCACAAAAGUGUGUGCCAUUUCAGACCUCAAUGCCCACAUUCCUCUAAGUCCACAUCUUCUGUCCAUACUCCUUUCAGAUUCCUGCACUUGUACACUUGUGUAUCCAUCAUCUCUACUCCUCCUGCCUGUGCAACUCCACUCACCCAGUUUAUUACAAAUGUUAGCAUUUCUCUUAUUGUUUGGUAAAUGCAUUUUUUUUUUCUUGUGUGAACCCUUGAUCAUUUAUAAAAUACAGUGUGAAAGUAUUUUUUAUAAAGAAAGAAUUGUUAAAUAUCAGGUUUGUUUACUGUUAAACCACUUGAAACACAGGUGUCAUUAACAAAUAUGUAGUAGACUUAAAGGUUUACUCCAAGCACCAUGUCCACUUCACUGAUUUGAAGGCGUCAUAGUGCCUGGAGUUUGUGUGUAGCGCCCUUUAGCUGCCAGAGGUAUAACUCCACCUCUGGCAGCAUAUUAGCCAGCCCAGAACUAAGAAAGAAAGCACGUUGUAAGCAGAGAACUUGUCAAUGGCAAUAAGUUUUUGUGGAUUUGGGGGGGGAUGGUUCAUUUAUUUAUUUAUUGGUGGAUAGCUUCCUCUAACAAAAGUGUUUUAUGAAAACUCUGGCUUUUGGUUGGAGUAACCCUUUAAAGAAACUCUAUUUACCAAAGGUGUGUCCUAAAAGCUUACUGUUUGUUAGCUGCAGCUAAUGAAAUGACAUACCUACUCCUUAUCCAGUAAUAAUUUCCUUUUUAGUGCCGGACAUUGCCAAUCCAAAGCUUCCCAGAAAGAUAAGGUGGCUUUGAGAUUUAUAAAUUUGUAUUGUAUAUUAAAAAAAACAAAAGAAAUCAUACUUUUUGUGCUAUGUUAGAUCAUAAGUACUCUUUUAAGUAUUCAUGUUAUAUACCGAUUAAAUGGUGACUUGCUAUACAAAGCAGUUGUGGAUUAAAAUUCUUACCAUGCUCUCCCAACCACAGGAUAAAUUUGUACCCUCUGAUCUCAGUACUUUAUAGGGGGAAAAUAGAGCCUAUUCACAUUUCUUUUUCUGGGUAAAACAUACUGCUAAACAUCCUGUGUACUGUGGCCAGAUGCAAAAGUUGCACAGAACUGAUACUGCCAGACAGGAAAAGUAUAAAGGCAGGCUUACUGAAGGCUCAGGUAGGCAGUUUUAUUCGUGGGGUAAAAAGGUUUUUAUCUUUGUAAUUAAACUUUAAAAAAAAAUAAAAAAUUAAGGGUGAGGUGGUGCAGGACCAAAGUCUUUAAGCAUCAUAACCAUGUCAUCUUACAUAAGUGGUUAUGAUGCAGAGUGACCUUUUAGCUAGUGGUUAUAUUCUUUUUUUGUUUGUUUGUUUGUUUUGUUUUUUUGCAAUAAACAUUUCAAUUACCUGUAUUUUUUUUUUCUCUUUUCCAAUUCAACAUUGCAUUAAUUUUUUAUUUUUUAUUUUAAUAUUUAGGGUAUACCUAGUGAUCGAGAAGGCCAAGCAGUUGAACCUCCUCAAACUCUUAGCACUGCUCCUACUCAGCCUCUUCCUGUAGCUGCAGGGGCAGCAGCAACUACUACUACACCUACCACACCUUCAACCGGAGGUGAAUAUGCAUUAGUAGAUAUGUGUAUUCCAUUAAUUUAACAAUUUUAUAUUCCUUCUUUAUAUUUAGAAAUUCUAAAAACAUGCUGCCAUAUUUCCUAGUUUGUCUUUAGUUUUAUCUUGAUUGUAUGAGCAUCUUAAUAAAUAAUAAAUAAUAAAAAUAUAAGGUUGUCAAGUUUUCAGUUAGGGACGGUUGAGCUGAUGUGUCUCAAUGGGAAAAGGAAAGUAAGACACAUCACUCUUGUAGUCUGAGUGCUGGUAUUUUAUCUGGCCAGUAUUUUAUCUGUUGCUUAAUGCAUACUUACAACUAUUUAUAUAAAGCCAACAUAUUUGAAAUUUGCACACACUUAAAUUGAGAACUAAAAGUUAGCUCUUGCUUAUGCUAAUCUUAAAAAACAAAACAAAAAACAACCCAUUGAUUUAGCUUUUUAUUUAAAUUCCAUUUUAGGCACCACAUUUAAAUAGUUAGCCACUGCCGAAGAAAAUGCUGAGCAGUCAUAUGGUCAUACAGAAUUUCUAUGUAGAUGCCCAAAUUUAUCCAAGGCAUUAUAGUGCACCUAAAUUUUCCACAACGCAGAAUAGCAGAGUUUUGUGGGAUCGGAAUGCCCCACUUUGCAGUUUUUUUUCUGACAUUAUGUAUAUGAAUCCAAAGACAAUCUGGGUACACUAUUGACACAUUGCUUCACAGUUUGGGUUUUAUGCGCCACCGUGUCAGCGGUAUAUCAGUUUACUAUAUAUGAAAAGAUGCACACCUUAGUUAAUAAUCCAAAUCUCUUAAUUAUACAAAGUAAAUCAAACAAAAAUACAAUACAAACACUGUUACAAGACUAUACCAACCAGCGACAGAGGCUAUAAAAUAUGUUCUAAAUCAAACAGGCAUAAAAGCUCAUUUGCAUAUUACCUCAAAGGGCUGGACACGUGUACAGAACAAAACCCCAACUAUUCGGCACAGCUACUAGUGCCUAGGUCAUGGGAUGGUUAUAAGUAAGGUAUGCAUCUUUUUGUAUAUAGUAAUAUGUUUGUCAUUAAGGGAUGACCCUUUAAGAUGGCACCCGUAGAUGUUAUGUGAAUUGCAGCCACUUUCCAAUUGAAUUUGCUUAGCAGUAUAUCGGUAUCCACAAGAUCCAUGGUAUGCCUACCAUCCAGAAAAAAAAACAAUUGUUUAGUUAAAUAUAUAAAAUAUACCAUUUUAAUUACAUUGUAUCAAUCUAAAAAUCUUGAUUUGUGAGUAAUGUCAAUGUUUUAUGUACAUUAUUUAUUCAUUUAUUUUAUUUCUAGGAAAUCCCCUUGAUUUCUUGCAGAAUCAGCCUCAAUUUCAGCAGAUGAGGCAAAUAAUUCAACAAAAUCCUUCUUUGUUGCCGGCACUUCUACAGCAGAUUGGACGUGAGAAUCCGUCACUAUUGCAGGUAAUUUUCAAAUUGUUUAUUUAAAGUUGGAGUACUGAAACUUAAAAGUGCAUACUGAGUAUCAGCAGAACAUAAGUGCAUUUUAAAUUUUUAUUUAGCCUUAUAAGCAGUGUUUUCUCUGUUUUUUUUACCUUUUUAUUUCUUUAUUUUUUUACAUUAUAGUGUGUAGCACAGCCAUUGAUUGAGAGAGAGAUCAGAUAGAGCUGCUUGCCUCACUCUACCACACAGCCAGUCACUGUCCUUUAAAGUUGUGCUAAUUAAAAAGGGAACAGAUAGGACAGCUUUACUCACAAUGAUUUCUCAUUGGCUGAUCUAAGUACUCAUAAUAAAGUUUCUUUGUGAAAAUAGGUGUUGUGGCUUAGGGGGCAGAGUUACACUGCAAAACCAUCAAAGCUUGUCAUUUUUACAUAUUCGUUCUCCCCUCCACUUCCUACUAGCUUUUCCGUCCCUCCCUCCGCAUUAAUAUGAGGCCAAAACCAUAUGCAUUAAAGUUGGGUUAGUGAAUGGAGUGUGCUUCUAAGUAGGGGGUUUAUACUACAGAUAAAAUACGACAUAUGUUAUUUAUAAGAAGAGUCUUAAUCUCUCCAGUCAGAGUACAAUGUUCGCUAAAAAUAAAACUAAAUGAAAAAUAAUGGUGCAGACUAUAUUAUAUUAAAAACUGGAUAUAUUUAGCAGAUUUGUAAUUGUGUAAACUAUUUACCCAAAAGCCCAGGCUGGCAGGAUCAGGUAAGUAUAACAUACUCCUUCCUGUACAAGUGUGGACUCCCAGGUCACAAUAUACGUCCCAUAGAUUUUUUUAUUUUUUUUUUAAAAGAAACAACUCCUGUUUUAUUCACAAAAAAAUGUUUACAUUUUUUGUGAAUACAUUUUGGAGAUUUUAUCCAUGGGACCUAUCCUAUACAUUUAUAGAGAUACUUGAUGGAUUCAGUUAUAUGCUAACCUUUCAACAUGAGACAUCAUUGAGGCAUGGUUCCAAUUAUGAUGAUGUGGGGUUUUUUUUGUUUUGUUUUUUUACUGUUGAUACAUAUUAUAUAGAACCUAAAAUCUGCACACCAGUCAAACCAUAAGACUUGCUUUUCCCACAGAAAUCACAAAUCUGCAGUGAUGUUACUACCGCAAAGGAUACUGGGUGGGCAUAUGCAAAUUAGUUUAACAAAGAAUCACAUUUUUGUCUCAUUCCAUUUUAAACAUGGAUUCCUUUUACUGUGUUUGAUGUAUACAACAGCUUUGAAACACAACUUAGGAAAAGAUGUGAAGAUAAAUUUAUUUAUUUUGUUUUUAUUUUUUUGGCACAUUGUAUGUUGAUUGGAGGGAUAUUUAUGUAUUGAUUUAUUUUACGUAUUUUGGGCUUUGCUGGAGUAACAUUAAACUUAUGGGGAUGGGGAUUCAGAUCCUUCUUUUAUAUUGGUGCCAUUUUUGGUCAUUUUUUUUUUAAUGCAGAUAAAGCUGCCAUACUAAUGCAAUUGAGGGUGUAGUUUGUACCUUAGUGAGAGGUCACAUUUUAUUAUAGAAUUUGUUGAGUGUUUUAUGGGUGUUAACCUCUCUGGUUUUUGUGUAUUUUCAUUUUAUGUGUAUGACAGCAAAUUAGUCAACACCAGGAACAGUUCAUCCAGAUGUUAAAUGAUCCAGUCCCUGAAUCAGGUGGGCAGAGUGGAGGAGGAGGUGGCAGUGGUGGAAGAGGCGUAGCUGCUGAGGCUGGAAGUGGUCACAUGAACUACAUUCAAGUUACACCUCAGGAAAAAGAAGCUAUAGAGAGGGUAAGUGGUUGGUUUUAUUUAUUUAUGUUUUGAAUGAAGAUGAAUCACACAGAUAUAAUGUAUUUGGCCUUGUUAUCGAUGCUUACCUGAUCCAUACUGUAAGUAAAGUGAUUUCGACUAUACUACUUGUGUGAGCUGUUAGAAAAUAAGAGGUUGUUCAAAGAUUAUAUGGUUUGUAUAUAUUGUGGAUUUUUACUUCUUGGAUAACUGAAAGUGCAUUAAGCAAUGCCUUGCAUUGCAUGACUUAGCUCAGUUAACAAUGUUCAGCAUUAGUGGUGGAGAGGAAUGCGUGGCCGACAUCGGCUCAGAAGUCAAACCAGUUAAAAUGCGUUAUGGUGUUUGAAGUGUUCCUUAACGUUGAUUAACACAGAAAAUUACAACUUUACUCCUUGUGUAUGAACACUGAAUGACCGUAAAUCUUUUUAAACAAGAUUGGUGUUGCUUAAAUUAACAAUUUAACUUUUUUUUAACCCCUUAAGGAUGGCGGGUGUUCUAUGCCAUCCUUGGGGACCUGGUCCUAAACGCCAGCGGGCGGCACAGAACGUCCCUGCAAUCCUCUUCACUUACCCAGCCGCCGGCGAUCGCUGUGGGGGGGACUCACCUGGCAUCCAUGGGAGUCCCCCUGCUUCCAUUCCGGCCCUCCUGGGCCAUGUGACCGCGAAGUCCUUGCGAGGACUUCACGAUCACAUGGACGGCACAGCCGUCCAUGGCAAUGCCAGCGGGGGGAGUGCCUGUAAUGACAGGUACUCCCCCUGCUGCCUGUAAUUGGUAAAAAAAAAAAAAAGAAAAAAGUUUAAAACACAGUUUAAAAUAAAAUAUAUACUUGGAUUAUAUAUAUAUAUAUAUCCUUGUUUGAAGUGCACUCACAGGAUUCAGAAUUAUUUCAAAUCGUGCUGUUUAUUCAAAGCAUCAAAUUUCCAGUAAAUGGUGUCAACGUUUCAGUCCUACAGGGACUUUUCUCAAGACAAUUUAAUAGUGUGACUCAUUACAUUUAAAUAUACAUUGUGAAGAGUUGAUUGGAGGGUGAAAGGAUGAAAGUGAGGUUCAUUGAAUCAUAUGGAAUGUGUAUCACAUGUGUAAUCAUGAAUUACAAAUAGCAAUAGCUGUUGCUAAAGUGAAUCAUUCAUUAAAUAUGUGAUAUAGAGUGAACUACUCAAAACAAAUAAAAAAAAAAAAAAAUAUAUAUAUAUAUAUAUAUAUAUAUAUAUAUAUAUAUAUAUAUAUAUAUAUAUAUAUAUAUAUAUAUAUACGUAUGUACUUUCGAGUAUAAGCGAGUUUUAGAAGCGCAUUUUUAUGCUGAAAAACCCCAACUAAACUUAUACUGAGUCACUAUCUGUAUUAUGGCAAUUUACAUUGCCAUAAUACAGACUGGGGGCUGGCAGAGCUGUUACUUACCUCUCCUGCAGCUCCUGUCAGCUCUCUCCUCCUCAGCGCCGGUCCGGUCAGCACCUCGGUCAGCUCCCAGUGUAAGUCUCGCGAGAGCCGCGGGGUCAUAGUGCGGCUCUCGCGAGACUUACAGUGUGAGCUGAGAGAGGAGCUGCACGGACCGGCGCGGAGGAGGAGAGAGCUGACAGGAGCUGCAGGAGAGGUAAGUAACAGCUCUGCCAGCACCCUCCUCCCCCCACUGAACUGCCAAUGCCACUGGACCACCAGGGAAGGAGAGCCCCCCUCCCUGCCAUGUAUCAAGCAGGGAGGGGGGACAACAAAAUAAAUACAUUAAUGAUUUAUAAAUAAAAAUAAUAAUAAAAUAAAUAAAAUAAAAAAUAAUAUAACAAAAAAAUUAAAAUAAUAAUUUUUUUAUAUAAAAAUGCCCACCCCCCACCAAGGCUCUGCAACACAAACACACACUGCACCACACACACACACACACACACACUGCAUUCAUACACACACACUGCACUCAUACACACACCCUGCACUCAUAAACACACACACUACAUUCAUACACACACACUGCACUCACACACACACUGCACUCACACACACACUGCACUCACACACACACGCUGCACUCAUACACACACGCUGCACUCAUACACAAACGCUGCACUCAUACACAAACGCUGCAUUCAUACACACACACUGCACUCAUACACACACUGCAUUCAUCCACACACACUGCAUUCAUCAUAUACACACACUGUAAAUAAAUAUUCAAAUAAUAUAAUUUUUUUAAGAUCUAAUUUUAUUUAGAAAUUUACCAGUAGCUGCUGCAUUUCCCACCCUAGUCUUAUACUCGAGUCAAUACGUUUUCCCAGUUUUUUGGGGUAAAAUUAGGGGCCUCGGCUUAUAUUCGGGUCGGCUUAUACUCGAGUAUAUACGGUAUAUAUAUAUAUUUUUUUUUUUUUUUUAUAUAUACAACAAAAAAACAAUGUUAUUAACCCCAUAUAAAGUACACGUGAGGGCUCAGAGUGAUAGGUGCAGAAUGCAUGACUCAUGCUCUAGUAUAUAAAAAAAAUAAAAUAAAAAAAAAUCUCAAUCAUAGAAAGUCUAACACCCACACUCCGGGUCCUAAACGUGUAACAGCAUCAGGGAUAUAGCUCCAAACCAGGGUAAACUAUAAUGUAACAACACAGAAUAUGACAAUAGCACUAGAAAAUUGCUAGAAUUAUGCAUCAAUACAAUAGCAUGUAAGUAAAAAAUCCACGAUUAACUAUAAAAAUUAAUGCUAGGCAUGCACAAUAGAAUGUCGAAAAGAUGAGUGUAUAAAAUUAACUUGUAGUAAGAUGGUAAAUAAUGUAACUUAUCCCAUAGAGGGCAGGCCAUUACACAUAAAAGGAUACAUGUCUCUACAGUAUGGGUCGUCAACCUGGUCCCUACCGCCCACUAGUGGGCGUUUCAGGAUUCCAGGUGGGUGGUAGGGAUUUUCUAAUUUUGAGAGACUGGGUGGGCGGGUGCAAACUGGCGGUACCCCUGCGACCAGGUACCGCCAUCACCAUUUGCGGUCCCGGCCCGCGCGGCAAACUGCCGGGGCCGUGUAUGGAGGGUUCCAUCGGGUGGCCCAUGCUGUCAGGGCCACCCGAUGGAUGUGGAUUGUAAGGGGUCCCGGUCAGCGCUGCGCGCUUAAACAACGCAACCGGGCCCCCUGUGAUUACAUCACCAAGCUGGGAGGAAGUGACUGCACGUCACUCCUCCCAGCUAACACUGAGAGCCGCGCAGGAGGAAGACCAGGCAGUCAGAGUGGGAACUCUGACUCCCAUCCACCUGAGCCACCACUGAACCAUAGGGAAGGUCACCCUCCUGCACCUUAAAGGUAGGAAACAGGAGGGUGACUAAAAUAUUUUGUUUGUUUCUGUGUGUGUCUUUGUGUGUAUGUGUGUCUUGUCUUUGUAUGUAUGUGUUGUGUGUGUGUGUGUGUGUGUGUGAGUGUUGUAUGUGCCUGUGUGUGUGUGUGUCUGUAUUUAUGUGUGCCUGUCUUUAUACUGGGCUAUAGUAAGUAAUAGUCAGUGGCAUACCUAGCUCAGCCUUCCUACUGGGCAUUGCUAUAAGGAAGAUUAAAAAAGUUUUAAAAAAAAAUAGGGGAAUGGUGGGUGCGGGGGGGCGGAAAGGUGAGGAGGGGAGCUGACGCACAAAUGAGAAAUCAUAUUAUGCGCAAAUAGAGAAGUCGUCUGACUAUCACCGAAAGAGGAGACCUUCGUUUGUUCCUUACGAAAAUCGAACCAGAUAUCAAAUAUUUAGUCUUGCAGCAUCAAGCUCAAGGAUCUCAUUAAUCACUAGUAAAGGUAACUUCAAUUUACUUUAUUGUUUUCUCAUUAAACUUUAUAAAGUUAAAAACAUUAUAAACAUGCAUUAAGUAGAAAUAAAAAGAUAAAUGUACGUACAUUUUUUUUUUUUUUUUUAAACUCCCUCCUUUUCUGCACUUGCGCGAAAACUGGUGGGCGGUAAGGACAUUUUUUUUUCAACCAAAAAGAUGCAUUAGUGGGUGGUAGGUAGAAAAGGGUUGACUACCACUGCUACAGUAUUAUUCAAUUAUUAUAUAUGAAUUACAAUAAGGGUAUAUCUACUAAGUGUUACAUAUUGUGUAGGACAAAAUCUAUACUCUGGAUAACAUGUCAAUCAGUUAUCCUUGGGGGCUCAGAGUGAUAGGUGCAGAAUGCAUAACACAUGUUAUAGUGUACAAAAUCACAAUCACAUUAAGUCUAUAAGCACCUACACUCUGGGUCCUAAACGUGUUACAGCAUCGGGCAUAUGGCUCAAAAACAGGGGAAACUAUAAUGUAGCAACACAGAAUAUGACACUGACACUAGAAACCUAUUAGAAUAUUGCAUCAGUGUUAUGCAAUAACGUGUCCAUUAAGUAUCCACGAUUACGUAUAACAAUGGAUGCUAGACAUGCGCAAUGGAAUGCUGAAAAGAUGGAUGUAGGCAAUUAACUUGUAGUAAAGAGAUAACUAAUAUAGCCUCUCCCAUAAGGGGCAGGCUAUUACACACAAGAGGAUACAUGUCUCUAAAACAUUGUUCGAUUACUAUAUACAGAUAACAAAUAGGGUACAUCUACUAAAUGUCACAUAUUGUAUUGGACAAAAGCUAUGCUCUGGAUAACAUAUCAAUAAGUUAUCUUCUUGGCAGGAAACAAAGUGGAUUCUUCUCCUUUAAUCCUUAGGGAGACAUUGUGUCCAAUGUAUAAAUCCAAAAAGCCUCUCUGUCACGAUUGCCACCCGUGGAAGGUUCAGGGACGUGGUCUAUCCCCAUGAAUCUAAGCGAAGGUAGUGGAUGCCCCAUCUCCAGAAAGUGCCAAGCUACUGCGGUACUCGCACUUCUAUUUUGUAGUGCCACCCGUGUGGCUGACCGAUGUCCUCUCAUUCUUUUCCGGAGAUCAUUAGAUGUUUUGCCCACAUACACCAAUCCACAAGGGCACACGAUCUGAUAAACCACAAAUUUAGUAGUACAAGUAAUUCUAUAUCUUCUUUUAAACUUCUUGCCAGAUCUAGAGUGAAAGCACUAAAGAACACAAAGAACUCAGAACUGUAUAAGUGUAUUUUAAUAUAUAUAAUUAUAUAUAUAUUAAUAUCAAAAUACACGUACAAUGUUAUAUAAUAUAAAAAAAGUAAAUACGUUUUUAAAAUAAAUAAAAAAAUGUGUGUAAUUUCAUUCUGUAUUUUUAUAUAUGUGUGCGUGUGUGUAUAUGUAUAUAUAUAUUUCUCAAAAUACAUGAACGAAAUAUAUAUAUAUUCAUAAGUGUAUAUAUACACCUAUCUAUGAAAAAAUGUGUGUGUAUAUGUAUGUAUGUCCUGAUGAAAGCUCCCCAGUGGAGCUGAAACGUCGAAUUUUUCUUCCGCAAUAAAUGGAGAAGUUAUCUUCUGGAAAACCUAGAGUGCUGGUAUUUUCACUUUGUACAUAUAUAUAUUCUAUCCAGAUAGCACUCUCUGGACUGUUGAAUCUAAUAAAACUUAGCUUUUAAUGAGCUUAUAAAAAAAUAAUCUUUUUUAUAAGCUCAUUAAAAGCUAAGUUUUAUUUGAUUCAACAGUCCUGAGAGUGCUAUCUGGAUUCCUUUUUACAUUUUGCUUGACAAGCACCGGGCAAGUAUAUUCUAAUUAUAUAGAGUGCAGGAUUAUUUUUCUUGAGAUAUAUAUAUAUAUAUAUAUAUAUAUAUAUAUAUAUAUAUAUAUAUAUAUAUAUAUAUAUAUAUAUAUAUAUAUAUAUAUAUAUAUAUUAAUUCUACGUAUAUAUUUAUGUAAUAUUUUUACAUAAUUAGGUCAUUUUAUUAAUUACAAUUUGCGGGACCUGCCUUACAACCCAGGCUGAAAGUAUAGGGAAUUUCAUGUGCUAGCACUAUAUUUAACCCUAUAACUUUCCAAGACACCAUAAAACAUGUACAUGGGAGGUACUGUUUUACUCGGGAGACUUUGCUGAACACAAAUAUUAAUGUUUCAAAACAGUAAAAUGUAUUAGAACGAUGAUAUCGUCAGUGAAAGUGGCGUUUUUUUGCAGUUUUCAUUCACAAACGGCACUUACACUGAUAUUAUUGCUGUGAUACUUUUUAAUGUUUUGAAACACAAAUAUUUGUGUUCAGCAAAGUCUCCCGAGUACAACAGUACGCCUCAUGUACAGGUUUUAUGGUGUUUUCAAAAGUUACAGCGUCAAAUAUAAGGCUUGUUUCAUUUUUUUCACAUUAAAAUUUGCCAGAUUGGGUACAUUGCCUUUGAGACCCUAUGGUAGCCCAAGAAUGAAAAUUACCCCUAUGACGGCAUACCAUUUGCAAUAGUAGACAACCCAAAGUAUUGCAAAAGGGGUAUGUCCAGUCUUUUUUAGUAGCCACUUAGGCACAAACACUGGCCAAAAUUGGCAUUUUUUGCAUUUUUCACACACAAACAAAUACUAACGCUAACUUUGGCCAGUGUUUGUGACUAAAUGGCUACUAAAAAAGACUGGAUAUACCCCAUUUGCAAUACCUUGGGUUGUCUACUAUUGCAAAUGGUAUGCCAUUAUGGGUGUAAAUUUAAUUCCUGGACUACCAUAAAGUCCCAAAGGCAACGUAACCAAUCUGGCGAAUUUCAAUUUCAAAUGUAACGUGCUAUAUUUGACCCUGCAACUUCCCAAAAGCCAUAAAACCUGUACAUAGGGGGUACGGUUUUACACGUGAGACUUUGCUGAAUACAAAUGUGUAUUUUAUUGCAGUAAAAGCAAACAGUAUUAUGACAUUGACCGUUAAAAUGUCAUGUAGAACUAAAAAAAUUUAAAAAAAAUAUUUUCUCCCAUUUUUUUCAUAUUAAAUUAUGUUUCAUAGCUAAAUAUUUGAUAUUAAAUGAAAGCCCUGUUUCCCCUGAAUAAAAUGAUAUAUAAUAAGGGUGGGUGCAUUUACUAUGAAAGAGGUGCAUUACGGUUGGACAGACAUGUAGCGCAAAUGCCAGGUUUUGUUUACAUUUUGUUUCGUUCACAACGUGUACAUUUGGCUCCGUCCUUAAGGGGUUAAGUGCACCCACACUUAUUAUAUAUUAUUUUGUUCAGGAGAAACAGGGCUUUAAUUUAUCAUUAACCAUUCAUAUAUGGAACAUAAUUUAUUAUGAAUAAAAUUUUUAAAAAUGUGAGAAAAUAAGAUUUUUUUUAUUUGUAUUUCCGUCUGACAUUUUAGCUGUUAAUGUCAUAAUACUGUUAGGUUUUACUGCAAAAAAAAUGCACAUAUUUGUAAUCAGCGAUAUCUCACGAGUACAAUAGUACCCCCCAUUGACAGGUUUUAUGGUGUUCUGGAAAGUUACAGGGUCAAAUAUAGAACCUUCCAUUUUCAAAUUGAAAUUUGCCAGAUUAGUAAUGUUACCUUUGAGACGGUGUGGUAGCCUAGGAAUGAGAAUUAUCCCCAUAAUGGCAUACCAUUUGAAAAAGUAGACAACCCAAGGUAUUGAAAGUGGAGUAUGUUUAGUCUUUUUUAGUAGCCACUUAAUCACAAACACUGGCCAAAGUUAGCGUUCAUAUUUGUUUUUGUGUGAAAAAAGCAAACUAAUAUUUGGCCAGUGUUUGUGACUAAAUGGCUACUAAGAAAGACUGGACAUACCCCACUUGCAAUACCUUAGGUUGUCUACUUUUGCAAAUGGUAUGCCAUCAUGGGGGUAAUUCUCAUUCCUGGGCUACCAUACGCUCUCAAAGGCAACAUAACCAAUCUGGUAAAUUUCAAUGUAAAAAAAAAAAUGAAAUGCAAGCCUUAUAUGUGACUCUCUAACUUUCCAAAACACCAUAAAACCUGUACGGGGGGGUACUGUUAUUCUCGGGAGACUUCAAUAAACACAAAUAUUAGUGUUUUAAAACAGUAAAACAUAUUACAACAAUAAUAUAGUCCAUAAAAGUGCCGUUCGUUUGUAAAAAAAAAAAUAAAAAUAAAAAAUGCCAAAAACGUCACUUUUACUUAAAAUAUCAUUGUUGUAAUACAAUUUAUCAUUUUGAAACACUACUAUUUGAGUUCAGCAAAGUCUCCCGAGUAAAACAGUACCCCUUAUGUACAGGUUUUAUGGUGUCUUGGAGAGUUAAAGGGUCACAUAUAGUGUUUGCGAAUUAAAUUUUCUGCACUUUCUCUGUGUUGUCAGGCAUGUCAAUCAAAUUUUAAUUAAUCAAAUAACAUAAUUAUGUUAAAAGAUUACUUAAAUAUACACGUAGAAUUUUAAUAUAUACGUGUAUACUAAUGUAAUCUUUUAUGUAAUUGUGUAUGUGUGUAUGUAUAUGUAUAUGUGUAUGUAUGUAUAUAUAUAUAUAUAUAUAUAUAUAUAUAUAUUUUUUAAGUGUAUUUUGAUAUAGAUUAUAUAUAUAUAUAUAUAUAUAUAUAUAUAUAUAUAUAUAUAUAUAUAUAAAAUACAGUUAGAAUGAAAUUACAUAUGAAAUAUAUUAUUUUUAUUUAUUGUAAUUAUACGUGUGUGUGUGUAUAUAUAUAUAUAUAUGUGUGUAUAUACAUAUAUAUCAUCAUUCUAAGUGUAUUUUAAUACUAAUAUAUGUACUUAUAUUAAUAUUAAAAUACACUUUGCAUGACGUUACGUGUGUGUGUGUGUGUAUAUGUGUGUGUGUAUAUAUAUAUAUAUAUUUUUUUUUUUAUUAUUUUUAUUUUACACAUGUUUAAUUUUUUUUUAUUUUAUUUUUUUACACUUCCCACCAGCAGGGGGACUGUCUGGCAAUUCAGGCAGUCCCCCUGCUAGCAGAUCCACAGCCAGCUAUAGGGGGCCAUGUGAUCGCUCUUUGAAAGAGAUCACAUAGCCCCCGGGGCCUCAUUUGCUGGGGGAGGGCUGCCUGAGCUGUCAGGCAGCCCUCCAGGAGAGAUUCGCGGCGGAGGUAAAUACGCCGGACCUCCAGGGGCUGCAAGCAGUUACGGCGUUCUAUGCCGCCGCAACGGCUUUAAAGCCCACUUAAUGCGGGACGGCGUUAAGUGGUUAUCCUUAAAGUUGAUCAACACAGAAAAUUGCAACUUUACUCCUUGUGUAUGAACACUCAAUUACCGUAAUUCUUUUUAAAGGGACACUCCAGGCUCCCAGACCACUGCUGCCCAUUGGAGUGGUCUGGGUACCAACUCCCACUACACUUAACCCUGCAACUAUAAGUAUUGCAGUUUUCAUAAACUGCAAUAUUUACAUUGCAGGGUUAACUCCUCCUCUAGUGGAUGUCUACCAUACAGCCACUAAAGGGCACUUCCUGGUCUAUAGCACAGGUUUUCUGUGCUAUAGCAUUGCUGGACGUCCUCACGCUAUGUGAGGACCUCCAGUGUCGCUAAAAUCCCAAUUGGAAAGCAUUGAAAGCAUUUUCAAUGCUUUCCUAUGGGGAGGUCUAAUGCGCGUGCGCAGCAUUGCCGCGCAUGAGCAUUAGGGCUCAUCCCGCCAGCUGACGGUGGGGGCGGAGCGUUCGCGGACCUUAAACCGUCUCUGGUAAGUCACUAAAGGGGUUUUCACCCCUUCAGCAACAUGGGAUGGGGGGUGGAACGGAGAGGGGACCUGCAGUGCCCCUUUAAACAAGAUUGGUGUUGCUUAAAUGAACAAUUUAACUUUUUUUUUUUUUUUUUUAUAAAAGCUUUAAACUGUCAACAGAAUAUAUAACAGUGCAUAUGUAUUUUCUUAUCUUUUAGCUAAAAGCACUAGGAUUUCCAGAAGGACUCGUGAUACAAGCUUAUUUUGCCUGUGAGAAGAAUGAGAAUCUGGCGGCCAACUUUCUCCUACAGCAAAACUUUGAUGAUGAUUGAAAAGAAAAGACUAUAUUUUUUAUCUCACUUCACACCAGUGCAUUACACUAACUUUGCUCACUGGAUUUAAUGGGAUGAUUUGGGCUCAUAUCCACAAUAUUUGGUGUAUGGUAGAAAACAAAUGGGAGGGUGGGAGGGCUGGGGAAAUAAUGGAAAACUAGGACUUGAAUAAAUACUUAAAUCUGCUUUAAUUAAGCAGGUCAGAGUGUAUUAUGAAAGAAAAGAUAAAUAAAAAAAAAUACAACCAAAAUUCAUCUUUCAGUAGGCAGUUUUUCUCAUCUAAACACCACUUGCUAUCUUCUCUAGACCGGAUAUGUUUUUUUUUUUUUUUUCUAGUUUUCUUAGAUCCAGAAAUUUAGUGUAAUGCCCUGCUUCCUACUUUCUUUUAACAUUAACAUUUGAUUUGAACAUAGUCAGUGGUAUCAGAGAGACAAUCUGUUUCUUGGUAACACUGAAUAAUAACCUUAUUAAGUCUAGGCCUCCGUGGAAGCUUGUAAGACGUAAAUGCCAAAAUAAAAAUAGGUGAUUUAUUUGCUGCUUCAACAAGAAAUGGACACAAAAAUUUAUGAAAUUAGUGCACAGAAACAUUUUUUUACAAAAGAAAUGCUGUGAAAGUAAAUUCAGAAUCUCUCCUUCCAAUAAAUAAUAGUUACUGAUAUUUAAAAUAACCCUGAUCAUUGAGUGUGAAGUGCCCACUUUUUUCUGACCUCAAAGCUUUUUGCACAUAGGAUGCAUUUUUUUUUUCUCAUCCCCCUUUUUUUUUUUUUUUGCAGUUUAGAGGAUUGGGGAUGAUUAGCCUCUCGCUGAUUACACCAAUGUUACAUUGCAGUAUAAGUUUUAAAUGAAUUGUUGCAUGUUUUUGGUUUUGAUGAUCCACACUUGGUGUGUUAAGUAACAUUUAUUCUGUGAUUACUUUACCAUGUCAGCCACCAAUAUGUAACCUCCUUUUCCAGUCAAACCUAUUCCGUAUCAUUCAUGGACACUUUGCAUAUUUCCACCAUUUUUACAUGCUACACAUUGAAAGAGAUACAUACACCUUUAUGUAAGCAGGGCUUUUGAUCUCCUAAAAUAAUUUCAUCCCUAUAACAAAAUAGUCAAUAAAUGAGUGACCGUCCUUCUGCUUGAUGAAGCUGGCAUGGCAGAUCUUGAGAGAACACCUCCUCCGUUAAUUUUUAAAGAGGGCAUGUUUGAAAUAUAAUUAACAUUGUAAGAAUUAUAUGUGUAUGUAUUGCUUAUACAUUGGAAAUGGACAGUUAAAACAAUCAGCAAAAAAAAAUAAUAAUCCCAAAAGUUAUGCACAAUAUUAAACGUUCUCCUUGUCUAGUGUUUGUAUUUUUGUUAGGCAGAUUGCUAUACCAUUUGUUGUGUGAUUUGUUUGCAGGACAUGUUUGAUAUUUGCAAUGUGUUAAGACACAUUUCUGGAUUUGUACCCCAAAGCUUUGUUUUUAUCAUUGGAAUCAACAAUUAUUCCAUAAUACCAUGCUAUCCAGCCAUUGGAUGUCAUAUUCAGCGCUCUAGUGCCUUGACCGGGCAUAAUGACGCCCAAAAUUUAAUACUGUAAGCCAAUGACAAAACUCGUUUAGGGUUAAAUGUUGGUCACGUUCAGUUGCUUUUGCUUUUGAAUUUCUCAUUCAAAAAUAGCUCUGUGUUUUUUGUUUUUUUUUGAAUGCUAAAAGCCCAGUUUUUAUUUGCACUUUUGUCAUUGUUGCUCAUUGAAAGUACCACUCCACACCCCAAAAGCACUUCAGUUUACUGAAGUGCUUUAUUGGUGAGGAGUUCCCUAUUUUAACCCCAAUUUAUUAAAGUGCUGAUUUCUUUGAGAAUCAGCACUUUUAUAAAUUAAUUAGGGAACCCCACACCCUGGCUGUCAAACAGCCAGGGAGAAUUCCUUCCUACUUCAAUUAGCUCCCCUGAGCUAAUGGAAGUGGCAGGCACGCCCUACGAGAACGUGCCUGCCUCCCUCAGGCCAGUUCCAGACGUGCGUGCGUGUACAAGCCGUACACACGCAACAGUGUGAGCGCCUGUGCACGUGGAGACCAAGUCAGAGGCUUCUCAAUGAGAAGCCUCUGGUUAUUUCCCUGUGAAGAGACUGAAAGUCUCUUCCAGGGAAAAAGGGGGAGGGUUUACAAAGGCUGCAAUCAUAAGAAAUGCAGCUUUUGUAAGCUCUUUUAGACUACACUCCCACUAAAUACAUAAAUGCAUGUAUGUAUACAGUGGGGGUAUAUCUGCUAAACUGGGAAAAAAAAUUAGAUUUUUUUUUUUCCUCCUUGUAAGUGUGGAAUGGUCCUCUUUAAGCAAAGAUUGUUGUAAAUUUCAGAAGGCCACAAUAGCCAAAUUGAAAGCAUAGUUUCUUUGUAGACUUUUUCCUCAUGUGGCUAUUUUGGCCUACAUUUUGAAAUUCACCUUGUAUUGGCAACUCUCAUUUCAGUGAAUAACACUGUGUGCAUGUAUGUAUCCCUUCCUGUCUCUUAAAAUGUUUUCUAACUGGGAUAUAAAUACCCAG